Messenger RNA from Vicia faba (fava bean), 966 nucleotides. Lineage: Eukaryota; Viridiplantae; Streptophyta; Magnoliopsida; Fabales; Fabaceae. The record is from the annotation of a GenBank genome assembly.
AUGGGAAGAGCUCCAUGUUGUGACAAAACAAGUGUGAAGAGAGGUCCAUGGUCACCAGAAGAAGACUCGAAACUGAAAGACUACAUAGAGAAACAUGGCACUGGUGGGAAUUGGAUUUCUCUUCCUCAUAAAGCUGGUUUGAAGAGAUGUGGAAAAAGUUGUAGAUUGAGAUGGCUUAACUAUCUUAGGCCAAACAUUAAGCAUGGAGAUUUUUCAGAUGAGGAAGAUAGAAUAAUUUGCAGUCUCUAUGUUAAUAUUGGAAGCAGGUGGUCAAUUAUAGCUGCACAAUUGCCAGGUAGGACAGACAAUGAUAUCAAGAACUAUUGGAACACAAAGUUGAAGAAAAAACUCAUGGCUUUGCAUCAUCCUAGAAAACCUUCAUUUCCACCUUCAUCUUCUAUCUUAGACUACUUUACUCAAACUCCAACAACCUUCAAUGAUCUCCAAACCAUUUCACAUCCUUCAAACAACUAUCCUAACACAAGUUUCAACCCUUUUUACCAAAACCAAGAUUCCAUGAAUCCUCACAUGCAAUAUAACAACUACCCUAUUAUCAAAGACAACAACAAUAUGUUUAUGUUUGGAAGUGAAGGAAGUUGUACUUCAUCUGAUGGAAGUUGCAAGGAAAUCAAGCAAGAAGAAAUUGGCUAUCAUCAUCAUCAUCAUCACAUGUCUAGUAUUGGAUUUGAUGAGUUCAACAACAAUAAUAACUUUAUGAUAAGUUCUAACAAUGAAAGUGUUAUUGGUGGUGCAAAUAUGAACCAAUAUGAAGAAAAAUCAAGUGGAGUUGGAUAUAGUUACAAUAGUACUACUAUUAGUCAAACUCAAGCAUUAACUCCAUUACUUGAUUAUGGUCUUGAAGAUAUUAAGCAUUUGAUUAGUAGCAACAACAACAACAUCAAAGGUUUUAAUGUUGAUGAAAUUCAUAAGAAUGAAGAGAAUGGUAUGUACUAUUGCCAUUACUAG